AUGCCUCCAAAAGGUUCUCCGAAGUAUCCAAAAGGAAUUUCCCUGUAUCCUAAAGGAUCUCCUAAGUAUAACAUCAUGCAGUCCAAGAAAAUCACCAAGGGUUCUUCUCCAUCAGUUGAGAGACAAAGGGCUUCAUGGAAUGCGAAACUUGAAAAGGAUCUAGUUGAGCUGCUGCAUGAGCACAAUAAUAGUUACCAUAGAGGUCAAAAUGGAUGGUCACGUGAGAGCUGGAAUACGAUGGCUUCACUUUUCCAGGAAAGACACAAGCACUUGAAUUUCAGAUACACAUGUAAUAUACGCCUAUUACUUCGGAUUUUUGCAGGGCAAACAACAGAUGGAAAACUCAACUUUACAUCCACAUCAGAACCUUCAAUGGAAGACGAAGAAGAGACAGAGAGAGGGGUAGCCGAGGACCGUAGUGAUGAUGAACUGUAGAUUAUGGAGGAAGGUGUCCAAAGAAGGGUUCAAGUGGAUCAUGAUGAAAGGAGAGCUCAAGUUGAGCAUGAACAAGCUGGUGAUGCACGUGCUGCUACUGAUACAUCAAGGAAUACCAUUGUUGCGAAAGGAAAUAAGCCCAAGAAGAGUCCUAAAAAGAAUAGUGGAGAUGCUUUAGUGGGUGUGAUGCAUAGAUUCGUUGACAUAAAAGAGAAGGAAGCCACCAAGGAGGAUGGAAAUGAGUUCUCAAUCACAAGGUGCAUGGCUGAGUUGAGAACAUUGCAAGAGAUAACUCCUGAUGAGAAGCUGAUGGCGUUGAAGUUGUUCAAAAUUGCUGAUAAUAGGGAAAUGUUUGUCAAUUUGGUUGCUGAUAAGGAUGGCACUGCUCUUCUAUGGAUUAGAAGGCAUAUCUAAGAUAGCAUGAGGCUUAACUCCAAGGGCGACAAGGUGGGCAUAAGAGAAAGAUUGGGACAAGUCUAUUGUUCGUUGUUUUUGAGAAGCAAAAUCAUCAAAACCGGAGAAGUUCUUGUUUUAUUCUCGUAUCGUAGUGCUGUUUCGCUAGAAAAGAUUAUGUAAAAUCUGAUUUUUAUUGCCUUUGCAUUCUGGCCGGAUACUAUAGCUCACUUGUU
Brachypodium distachyon (stiff brome) is the source of this 1064-nucleotide messenger RNA. RefSeq lists its product as uncharacterized. The coding region runs from base 1 to 435 and encodes 144 amino acids. The transcript has 3 exons. Lineage: Eukaryota; Viridiplantae; Streptophyta; Magnoliopsida; Poales; Poaceae. The record is from RefSeq and is a predicted model, not a curated record.